Messenger RNA from Ilex paraguariensis (yerba mate), 696 nucleotides. The record is from the annotation of a GenBank genome assembly. NCBI's taxonomy places the organism in Eukaryota, Viridiplantae, Streptophyta, Magnoliopsida, Aquifoliales, Aquifoliaceae.
AUGACAGUUGAUGAUGAUAAAUGUUUAGUGAAUGUGUUUAAUAUGUAUAAGAGCAAUAGAGAGAUACAUAUUUUUGUUGAUGUUGCGAAUGAAAACAGGGAAGUUGAUAAUAUGGUUGCAAGUAAAAAUGAAAACAGGGAGACUGAUAAUGUGGAAACACGUGUUAUAAAUGCAGAAUCUGAUGUUGGAAAUGUGGAAACAGAUGUUGUAAAUGUUCAGUUUGAGGUUGGAAAUGAGGAAACUGAUAUGGGAGAUAAUGAUAAGGAGAACGAUGAAUAUGGUUUUAGUUAUGAGGAUAAGAAUUGGAGAGGCGAUGAUGAUGUUCCUUAUUCUAGGAAUGAUUGCCAAUAUGUUGGGCCAAUUAGCACAUGUAAAGAGUGGGAUGCAAGUAGUGAUGGCUUCUCAGAUUAUCAAUCUGGGAAUGAAGGUGGUAGGAGUAGUAGUGAUUCUGAUAAUGUAGAGAUUAUGAAUGGUGAUAGCAAGCGAAAGAGAAAAUCCAAAGUGUAUGAUACAUUUGAAUAUGAAACUGAGUUUCUUUGCAACGAAGGACCAACAACAUCACAAACAUCCCUUGGAUCACAAAGUCAUUCUAAUGCCUCACAUACAACUUCUCAAAUAAACAUAGUUGAAAGUACGACUGCAAUGGAGGGAGGGGUAAAGGGAUGUGGCAGGGGUGCUCAAUCAACUGGAGUUUAG